UGACUCCCUCCCCCCCACCCCAAUAUCUGUAUCUGCAACCAGGCAGCCUACACCUUUACUUCCAUCAGCCCACCCAGAUCAAUGGCCGAGGGCAAGAGGACCUGGGACAAGGAAGAUGACCUACCAGUCUAUCUGGCCCGGCCUGGCACGGCCGCUCAGGUUCCCCGGCAGAAGUACGGGGGCAUGUUCUGCUCGGUGGAGGGAGCGUACGAAAGCAAGACCUUGGAUUUCGAUGCUCUGAGCGUUGGCCGCAGGAGUUCCCGGAGCUCGAAGAGCGCCGGCAAACACGACUCGUCCCGGGACACCGAGGCUUCCAGCGACACGGCGAGUGAGGGCCCGGAGACAGCGGAGAGAGCCGAGAACCCAGGGGUCCAAAUCACCUCAGCAAGCGGCAAAGAGAGACUCCAGAACCGGGAUGACCCGCAGAGUGACCGAUUGCUGAUCAAAGGAGGCCGGAUUGUCAACGAUGACCAGUCCUUUUAUGCUGAUCUCUACAUGGAAGAUGGCCUCAUCAAGCAAAUUGGUGAUAAUCUGAUUGUUCCUGGAGGUGUGAAGAUCAUUGAGGCUCAUGGCAAGAUGGUUAUCCCUGGGGGGAUCGAUGUGCACACCCGCUUUCAGAUGCCCUACAAGGGGACCACCACUGCCGACGAUUUCAUUCAAGGAACAAAGGCCUCCCUGGCAGGUGGAACCACUAUGAUAAUUGACCAUGUGGUCCCAGAGCCCGAGAGCAGUGUCAUCGCUGCCUAUGAGAAAUGGCGGGAGUGGGCGGACAGCAAAUCGUGCUGCGAUUACUCACUGCACGUGGAUAUCACCGACUGGAAUGAGGGUGUGAAAGAAGAAAUCCAGACACUUGUCAAAGAUAAAGGUGUGAAUUCCUUCCUUGUCUACCUGGCUUAUAAAGAUUUAUAUCAGAUGUCGAAUGCUGAGCUCUAUGACAUCUGUAAGUAUGUGGGAGACCUUGGAGGGAUAAUGCAAGUCCACGCGGAGAAUGGAGAUAUCAUUGCCCAGGAACAAAGACGUUUGCUGGAGAUGGGGAUCAGCGGUCCGGAGGGACAUGUGCUCAGUCGGCCAGAGGAGUUGGAGGCAGAAGCUGUGUUCCGUGCUAUCACAAUCGCUGGUCAGACCAACUGUCCUCUUUAUGUCACAAAAGUAAUGAGUAAGACUGCGGCAGACAUCAUAGCCCAAGCCAAGAAAAAAGGCAAUGUUGUGUUUGGAGAACCAAUCAGUGCCAGCCUUGGCACAGACGGCACGCACUAUUGGAGCAAAAACUGGGCCAAGGCUGCCGCUUUUGUGACUUCCCCACCGCUCAGCCCAGAUCCUACCACUCCUGAUCACCUGAUUUCUCUCUUAUCAAGUGGUGAUUUGCAAGUAGCAGGGAGUGCUCACUGCACAUUCAGCACAGCACAGAAAGCGAUCGGAAAGGAUGACUUCACUCAGAUUCCUGAGGGCACGAAUGGAGCAGAGGAGCGAAUGUCCAUCAUCUGGGACAAGGCAGUGGCGACUGGUAAAAUGGACGAGAACAUGUUUGUGGCGGUAACAAGCACUAAUGCUGCCAAAAUCUUCAAUCUGUACCCACGGAAAGGCAAAGUGGCUGUCGGCUCUGAUAGUGACCUGGUUAUCUGGGAUCCAGACGCGGUGAAGACGGUGUCUGCCAAAACCCACCAAUCGGCUGCUGAAUACAACAUUUUUGAAGGAACAGAGUUGUGUGGGGCUCCUGUAGUCGUCAUUAGUCAGGGGAAGAUUGUGCUCGAAGAUGGAAACCUGCACGUAACUCCGGGAAAUGGCCGCUUUAUUCCCUGCAAGCCAUUUUCAGACUAUGUACACAAGCGUAUCAAGGCACGGAAACAGUUGGCACAAGUGCGUGGUGUACCCAGAGGAAUGUAUGAUGGCCCAGUGUAUGACCUAGGAACACCCAAAGCAGGAACCCCUUCAGCAUCAGCCAAGACAUCUCCUUCCAAACAGCCCCAACCAGUUCGAAAUCUACACCAAUCUGGUUUCAGCCUUUCAGGAAGAACUACUGAUGGUUUUACAAAACCUAAUGCAGGGGCUCAGGUGGAUGACGGCCCUCGUCGCAGUGGUCACCGCAUUGUCGCACCUCCUGGUGGCCGCUCAAACAUCACCUCGCUCAGCUGAAGCUCACAGUGGGAAAGGAGAAAGAGAGAGGGGGAGAAGAAAGAAAUUGUGCUGUAAUGAUGAUGUAUUGCAAAGAAAAGCAAAAAAGAUAAUUGUGUUUGUCCUACAAAAAAAAGCAAAAUAAAUGGUUAAUUUGGAUUGAAUAUAAACAGUGCCUCAAGCCUUAUUGAUGAGAAAUGCUACUUUGCCAUCGCUUUAAGAAUGUCUUGUUUUCAUUUAUUUAGCCUUAAGCUGUCACAGUUUACAAGUUAAUAGUAAGGAUGCAGAGAUUACAGUUUUUUUCUCUAUUAAUUUAUUUUCACAACAUUACUCCACCCUCUCUCCAAUUGUCCCUGCUGUCUUUCGCAAAACAAAUACUCACCUUGUUUGUAUAUCUGCAGUGCCCUUCAGGAUGGUCUUCAGGCCUGCUUUUGAUUUACCCCUCAUGUAUUACCUGUAAUCCCAAGUUUUGCAAGCCUUCUGCUUCAGUGUAGUGACAUUUUAGGGCAAAAUAACCAUGGUUUACACUGUUUAAUAUUUCUGUCUCUCGAUUGAAAUGUUGGCUCUUACUUAGUAUCAAAUGUGACCAUGUCAUUUGAAGGAAUUCUGUUUUUCGGUCUUUAAUUCAAAUGCAAGAAUUCACAUGGUUUAACUGUCCCUCUGGAAGCGUGUCAGGCAAAUAUUUUUUUCCCUGUUUCCAGACAAAUUGGCUUUGCUGUAAAUUGCAUUGGCUCCAGCUUCAGAUUGCCAUGCCGUUGUGCAACUCUGUUGAUUUUUCUUGAGGUUUCCCGGGCAGCUUUCUUUUGAAGGCAGUCGUCAUCCCCCCACCAAUGAUAAAGAUUGCAAACAGCCCACUUUUCCUUGAGUGAACGUUCAUGUGACAUUAGGAAUUAGUGCAACCGCCACAAGCUAUAGGUCACCACAACAUAAUGCCCAUUACCAUCUUUGCAGUCUGCUGCCAGUUCACUCUCACCAGCUCUUCAGGUCAGUGGUUGCUGGGCGAUGAUUUACAGAAGCUGCUAGGCAUUUUCCAAGCCUGCAAAAAGCAAUCAUUUGCUUUUGGAGUAAGGUAGGAAGUGCUUAAGCCCUUCAGUAGCACGUUCCAUUGAUAAGAUAUCACCAUUUCUUGAAAGUUACUUUUUUCAAUUGAUCUGAACCCAAAAUACACAGCAGAUUUAGCUGCAGGGACAAAGGGAGUGAAAAAAUCGAUUGCACCUAGAUAGAGCUCAACAGAACUUGGAAGGCUCUCAUUAAAAGCUAAUGUUGUUUUGCUGUUGAAUGAAUUGACUCAAGAUUCACUCUUUGAUGCUGCUAAUGAAGAUUUAUAAUAAUGUCCACCAAACUACUCAAAUUAACUUAAUUUUGUCAACUCAUAAACCAUGCAGAUCAGAAAGCCCCACGUUGAAUCUCCAGUUUGUGCUAAGUUAAUUUGCCUCAGCGGACAGAGUUGGUGUACUUCUAAAAUACCCUGAACAUCCUUGAAUUAGGAAGGAGAAUAAGCCAGGAUCUCAACACCUCAUUGCUAUCUUACUGAUUCCAUCUGGGCAAUGUAUGGCAAAGGACAGUGGGGGAAGAUCAGGAUCAGAUUCAACUGUGAGCUCCCACAUGGCUGAAUGUUUUCACACUGUCUAGAUUCUCACAGGAAGUACAGCUAUUGCUAUUGCCUUCUGGAGAGGAGGGGGACAGAAUUGUGGAAAAAAAUUUGAUUGAUUCACGGGCUGAUCUGCCAAGUUUCCAGUCCGCCCUAAACAAAGUUGUAAUUUUUCUUCAUAAUUUCUUGACAAGUGUCAAGUACUCUGUAAUCGAUGCAUCCUUUUAAAGAACAAUAGUCUUGAUGUGUAUUCAUGUUAAACCUUGUGCAUGAUGCUGAAUGUUCUAGGAAUUGGCUCAUCAAGUCAUACAUUGCAUUACUUUGGAGACCUAAAGUGCUUUCACAUUUUUUAUUUUGCUGCUUGUCUGUAUGUGUGUAUACGCGCACACAAACGCGCACAUACUACCUCUCAACACCACCCUACUUAGAGACUAACCAUGAGGUAUUACAUCAGUGUGUUAGUAUUAUCAUGACCCUCUCCUUAGCAAGGACAUUUUUUAAUGAAUAUGUUUUAUACAGCCUUAAUACAGUACAAUAGCAGCAUUUUUUUUGAACGCUCCUGAAUUAUUUCCCUAACCAGCAACGUGUUAAUGGAAUAUUUAGCAAUGAUAUGACUAGGGAGCCCUCAAACAAAUGCUUCCGAUACUUUAUGUUUGUUGGAGUGCAAGCUGUAUAGUCAAAUUUGUAGCCAGCUUCAAUUAUAAACAUCUACGAUAAAUCCUAUAAAAAAAAAGUAACUCACCCCUAUGCCCCAUACAGCUGGGAUGCUGUUAUUAAGCGAAUAAUGUGCCCUUCCCUCCCACGAGCACCUCUUCCAUUGUAAACGAUGAGCUUGUCAGAGAGAAUGGAAGAAUAGCACAUUGACACGAUGAUUAAUGUAUUCCUUUCAUCAGAUUACAAGGAAAGCAUGGACACAAGAGGACCCACUCCUCCAACAGAACCUGGUCUCUUGUGGGAUUUGGUGAGGGAAGGCCUUGUUAAAAUAGAUCCCUGACCAAAGUUUCCCUCACCCUCACCUCCUAAGAAUAAUUGAGCAAAGCAUUACAUUAUCUACAUACAAUGGGGCCUUGCAUUUAUUCAAGUCAUAUUGUCCCAUUUUUUCCUCAGACCUUUCCCAAGAUCUAGGAGUGAGAUUUAUUAUCAAAAUGAGUGAGAUUGAUAAUAAACCCAUUUAGACACAGGGACCUGCGUAUAUAUGUUUUGAUUAAAAGAUACUUCAAAAUAUGUCACAUUUUAAAAUGCAAACAAAUGAGGAUUGGCAUAGGUCAUGGUCCCAGUAAUACAAAAAGCCACCAUGUUUCAUGGAGAGCUUGACGAAUGGUUGGAAUUAAAUGUAGUUACCCUCUCUUGCUAAGUUAGGGGAAGGAACUUAAUUGAAAGUAUGAAACAACCAGGUCAAAUUAAAAAUAAAUUUGGCCUUGAGACCUCAAAAUAGCUGCCAUCUGUCCACCAUUUUAUCUCACUAUUGUGGCUCAAUAAUAACUGAAGCAGCACAUAUCCCUUGUCCCUUUAUCAGGUAUUUAAUUGAUAUGGCAACUGGUAAAGGCUUACAAAUACCUAAUGCUUUUUUUUUCUUCUUUUCUAUUGAUGCAUUGGAGUGUUUCAUUUUACAUGCAGCUUACAGACAGCAUAAUGCAGCCAAGGACUCCAAGUUAAAUGGGAGGUGUUUGACUUGGUGUUCCAGGAUGUACUGGGUGUGUUGCUGACAUCGGCUCAGUUCAAAUUUUAAACAAAAACACUAAAAUCUCCUGUAGUUAAUGAGGUUUGAAUAGCUGACUAUUUUUAAUUAUCUUUUUCUUCCCAAAAAAGCCUGUGAUUUAAGAUGUAAGGACAACUUUACCAAGGUGAUUGAUGUUUAGAAAUUGUUUCUUGUAUUUAAUUAUGUUUGUAUCUACAGUACAUGUCUUGGACUAAUAAAUUUAUGCAAAUAUGGCUUCCCAAGGA
Messenger RNA from Carcharodon carcharias (great white shark), 5647 nucleotides. Its product is annotated as dihydropyrimidinase-related protein 3-like. Bases 82 to 2133 code for a protein of 683 amino acids. The record is from RefSeq and is a predicted model, not a curated record. Gene Ontology annotation, molecular function: hydrolase activity, acting on carbon-nitrogen (but not peptide) bonds, in cyclic amides. Gene Ontology annotation, biological process: actin crosslink formation. Lineage: Eukaryota; Metazoa; Chordata; Chondrichthyes; Lamniformes; Lamnidae. The transcript is spliced from 15 exons. Gene Ontology annotation, cellular component: cytoplasm; cytosol.